AUGAGUGGAUACUUGGGCAGCUUGAGCGCUCGUCAACAAGCCGCGCUGGACCAGUUCCGACAUGCCGUGGCAGACGUGAAGCGGCCUUCGCACACGGAUGCAUUCCUGCUGCGCUGGCUACGCGCGCGGGACUUCGACGUGACGAAGGCCGAGCGAAUGUACCGUCACGACCUCGAGUGGCGGAAGGAAAACGGCGUCGACGACAUGCUGCAACGCUACGAGACACCGGAAAUUGUGAGGGAAAACUUUCCCGGAGCCAUCUUGCACCCGUGCAGGGACGGCAGGCCCAUGUGGUUGGUACCAGCCGGGCUGGAUAUAAAAGCAUUCGUAGCCGCACUGACGCCGGCCAAGGCGCAGAGGCACAGCGUCUGCUUGCUGGAGUACAUGGAAUCGCUGAAGCGCUCGUCCGGAAGGGAGGCGGGCCAAGAAUUGGAAAAUCAGUACCUCGUCAUUGACUUGGACAAGUUCAGCCUCCGUCAAAUUUACAGCUGGCAGGCCAUAAAAUCGAUCACGGACAUGCUGAAAAUGAUGGAGGACCAUUUUCCAGAGUGCCUCGAGAAGUGCAUCUGCAUUAACGCUCCCAACUUCUUCCCCCUCCUGUGGAAACUGAUCCGUCCCAUGAUGACCCAUCGGACGGCCGACAAAGUGAAAGUCUACGGCAAGGACGGCUGGAAAGAAGUUCUCCUCGACAUCAUUGACGCUGAUAAGCUUCCCGCCCAUUGGGGUGGAAACAUGGUGGGGCCCGGCAACGACCCAAGAUGUAGGCACAAGGUUGGUUCGUAG
Messenger RNA from Dermacentor albipictus, 783 nucleotides. RefSeq names its product SEC14-like protein 2. The record is from RefSeq and is a predicted model, not a curated record. Lineage: Eukaryota; Metazoa; Arthropoda; Arachnida; Ixodida; Ixodidae. Gene Ontology annotation, cellular component: cytoplasm.